AGGUAGAUUAAAUGACACAUGCUCGUCUCUUAAAGUGCGACUUGACGCACGCACUUGAGCCUGCGGUGGGCUCAGCCUCGUGAGAAUUGUUUUCUCAUUAAAACCUUGCACCCAACGUUUUCUUCACUUGGUUGUUUUCAACAGCGCUGAAGCAGGAUAUUGAAAAGUAUCAGCAUCAGUUGUAGGACGCUCAUGUCAAGUCACAGCAGCGACGGAGGAUUUCUCAACCCUGCCUACCAUGACAGCGAGACUCUGGAAGUGGAUAGAAGGUCUUCCAGAAAACCACAGCAUACUAACCCCUAUGGUCGAGAUGACCAUGCCUGGUGGAACGACAGGACAGACACACAUGAAUCCACGAUUGUUCAGAGUGGCGGUAAUGAUUCUGUCGAGAGAGAACCCUGUGGGGGCUGGCAGGAAGAGCGAUGGAUGGGGAGAGAAAGUAUUCCCAUGGGACCACAGUCAAGACACCCAGAGAGUCGUGUGUUCCAGCAUGUCUUCAACCGCAGUCCAUUCCAAAUCAGCCAUGACUCUCAGUACAAUCGAUUGCCACCCGUCCAACUUCCUUCUGCAUCAUCAGGCACCAUGACAAUGAGAUUGAGGGGAGUUGGACUGAGGAUGAACAUAUUUCCUAGUGCGGAUCCUGGUCAUAUAGCAUUUGCAGAAGAAGCCAUCAUGAACGAGAUGGAAAAAGAGGAGCAGAGCCUGGUCAAAGAACUUGUCGCCUUGUCACCAGGAGACCGAGUCAAUGCCAUACGGGACCUUCCGAUGAGCUUUAAAGAAAAAAAACACAUCAGGAGUCAAGUGCUUGCAAUUAAGUCUUCCGGGCAAUCUCGGCGGUUCACAUGUUUCGCCGACUGCUCCGAGAGUGCCUCAGUGUCUCUUCGCAGGGUCGGCUACGGUAUCCGGUCAGCUAAACAGACCUUGGAACUGUGGCAAGGCAUCAUGAAAGAGAUAGGCGGAAAGUUUGGCACCAGUGUACUUUCCUACUUCCUGUUUCUCAAGUGGUUGCUCAUGUUCAACAUAUUCUCCUUCCUGGUCAACUUCGGAUUCAUCACCAUUCCGCUGCUCGUGUAUGAUGACUCCCCCAACCUAUCCCCAAGUGUGAGCUUCAGAGGACUAGAGAUACUAACAGGAGCUGGUUACUUCACCUACACUGUCAUGUACUACGGAGGCUACAGCAAUGAAACCCUCGUGGACCCCGUGGAGUACAAUAUGCAGCUGGCCUACUUUUUCACUAUUGCCGUUUACAUGGUGUUGUGUGGCAUUGCACUUAUCGUUAGCAUGGCCAACUCAUUCAAGGCGAACUACGUGCUUGCGGAUCAAGUGUCAAACAGCGCAUGGCAGCUUUUGUGCAGCUGGGAUUUCAGCAUCAUCAACCAGAGAGCAGUGAGGCAGCGCAAGAACAACCUCAGUGUACAACUCAAGGAGUCCAUGUCAGAGAAGGCCCAAAGGGACAAGCUAACCGUCAUUGAAAAGCUCAAGCACAUUGGGAUUCAUCUGGGCUCGUGGCUCCUCUCCACCGGUCUGGCUGUGGGCUGUGGCGCCAGCAUCUAUUUUCUCUGCCAAUACGAACAGCAGAGGACAGCGGAUGUUUCAAACUGGUCGCUCCUUCAGGAGGCAGAGACUCUCCUCGUCCCCUUCGUGGUGUCCUUGAUGAACCUCGUGGUCCCGCUCUUCUAUUCCCUCUUCAAUAAGUUUGAGCGUUACUCAAGUCAACGCAGGCAGAUCUACGUUCUGGUGCUCAGGAAUGUGUUCCUCAAGAUGUUUAUUCUGGGUGUCUUAUGUUACUACUGGAUGAAUGAGGUGGCUCAGAAGUUUUUGUGUUGGGAAUCCAUGGUUGGACAGGCGUUGUACCGCUUGGUCAUCUUUGACUUCUUCUUUCUGAUGUUGGGGUCCCUCUUUGGAGAGUUUCUUAGCAAUUUGAUUGGAACUAAAUUCUUACCGCGUCUUGGGGUCCCCGAGUUUGACGUCGCCAGGAAUGUCCUGGAGCUGAUCUACGCACAGACGCUGCUCUGGAUUGGGAUUUAUUUCUCUCCACUGCUGCCUGCCAUCCAGAUUGUCAAGUUGUUCACCUUGUUUUACAUAAAAAAGGUCAGCUUGACCCACAACUGUCAGCCUCCACGACGAACAGGCAGGGCAGCUCAGAUGCAAACCAUCUUCAUUGCCCUCCUCUUCUUCCCAUUCUUUGUGGGAGCCCUGUGCAUGGUUGCAUACACAGCAUGGAGACUGACUCCCUCGCAGCAGUGUGGCCCUUUUCGGGGCCUGAACAACACCUUCAGUGUGGUUGGAAUCUGGAUUGAUGGUCUCGAGCACAUCCCUGGUUCUCACGGGGCCAUCUGGAUCUAUGAAAAUGUCAUAAGAAGUGAAAUUGUUUACUUUCUCUGCACACUCAUAAUCUUAGUGAUCAUAUAUCUCUUCUGGCAAGUCACUCAGGGCCGCAAGCAACUCAUCGGUCUACUGAGACAGCAAAUUGUCAAUGAGGGGAAGGACAAGUCUUUCUUGCUGGAAAAGCUGCAGAACCUCCAGAAAUCUCAUCGUAAUAACAAACGCAAACAGAAGAAUCAAAAGAGGCACCGCAAACGCUUUGAUGGCAGUUCUUCGGGCACUCAGUCCAACUCCAAUGCCAUGGUUCAGGCUUUAAUCCUUCACCAACGGCUUGAGGAAGGAGAGGAGAGACGCAGCCCCGGUGGAGCCCCCGUUCCCUCGGAUAUCUUCCGUUCUGAUGCCACACUGGCCAAUCGGAGAGCUGAGGAUCAAGACAGAAGAGAGCUUUACCCGAUGCGCCAGUCGUCCUUCAUUCCGGGGAUUCUUGCCAGGCACAUGGAUGAGGACAAUGAAAGGGAUGUCAACUACAGUACAGCAGAGUUUCCUGAACCCCCUCUCAACACAUCCUUGGCUGUGAUGCAGGCAAUGCAGGCAAGACAAAGAGAAGAAGAUGCAGAGCACGAAGGAGAGGACUUGCCAUCUUCCUACUCUUACGCUAUGAUGCAAGUCAUGCAAGCAAGACGGAAAGCAGAGAGUGAGGAGAGUCUCCAUUGGGGCAGCACUGCUCCUCAUGAAAACCCACCUCCUGCCAGCUCCAGCGCUCUCAUCCAGGCAAUGUUAGCCCGGCAGCAGGCCCAGAAUGAGUUUGACGAUGGCUACUGAACUCAGACUUUGCAAGGAAUCAAUACUGAAAACAGCGAGACUGAGGGUCUUAUUAAGAUGAGCCGAUUCAGCAUCUUGACUUCUACUUCUACUUUUUCCAACAAAACUGCAGGACAAAACUAAUUUGCACAAACUAGAAACAUCUACAGUAUUUAUUUGAGAGUGCAGUUUCACUUUAAAGGGAUAGUUGGGAUUUUUUGACAUGAAGUUGUGUGACAUCCCCAUCAGCAGUGUCCCAAAUCAACAGAGACUCCCCCAACCACAACUGGUCCCCUAAGCCCUGGGUCCCCGGAUUUCGGUGAUUUCGCUGUGGAACACACACACACGUAAACACACGUCAGCGAUCGGUGAUGUCUGAUUUUUUCGAGGAGGCAUUUUUGUGCUCAAAUGUAGUACUCUUUCGAACGCAUACUGUUUUGAGAAGCCGAACACCUUACUUGAGUAACCCCAGCGACUACCUGGAACUACAUUCUUCAUCACUGAAAUCUGAGGAUGUCAUACAACUUCAUGUCAAAAAACCUUCAUAUACCCUAUUAGUAUAUUUUCAUUAAAAAAAAAUGAUAUGACAAAUAUAUAUGCCAGGGGUCGGGAACCUUUUUGGCAGAGAGAGCCACAUAUGUUAAAAUGCAUUUCUGUGAGAGCCAUAUCAUAUCUUUUUUUAACAUUGAAUACAACUAAAUGCAUGCAUUUUUAAGCAAGACCAACAAUUUUAGAAUUCACUAAGUCUCUAAAUGUAUGUUCGAUCCCAACAACAUAAUUAUAUGUCUUUUUUUGCGCGAGAGGCUAAACGAGGUGCUGAUGCAACUCCUUAUCAAAGGAUUAGACUUCAGGGCAAUUGAAAUGCCAUAAAAACAGCCGCUAGAUGGCGGAAGUGCAUGUUUUUAAUAGCAUUGUUAAACUGAAGCUCACAAAUGAAUAAGUAAAUAUUUGUUGCCAUGAAUGUGACUUCAGGUGCUGCAGGUACCAUACCCUUGUGAACAUCAGUUGAACAGCACUGUACUGCAGAAAGUCAUUUGUUGCUCCAAAAAUGGCAAGAAAAAAAGGGGAAUUCCAUCUCAACACUUCAAAAUGUACCGGUAGCUUUUUCUGCCAGAGAAAUUGGAGUGUUCUACAAGUAUUCACCGGGUGUGUACUUUGGAUUGGUUUUAAUGCACAAACUGUACAAAAGUGGCCCCGCAUCCUUUCUGUAUGCGACCCUCAACGGAAAAAGUUAGGACACUCUUGCUCUAAUAAACCUGACUGACGACGGGUACUUCA
This is a messenger RNA of Dunckerocampus dactyliophorus (ringed pipefish), 4404 nucleotides long. It is a transcript of the gene tmc5, whose product is annotated as transmembrane channel like 5. The transcript is spliced from 20 exons. The coding region runs from base 193 to 3147 and encodes 984 amino acids. Lineage: Eukaryota; Metazoa; Chordata; Actinopteri; Syngnathiformes; Syngnathidae. Gene Ontology annotation, cellular component: plasma membrane. The record is from RefSeq and is a predicted model, not a curated record. Gene Ontology annotation, molecular function: mechanosensitive monoatomic ion channel activity.